Mangifera indica (mango) is the source of this 1520-nucleotide messenger RNA. Its product is annotated as protein EMSY-LIKE 3-like. The record is from RefSeq and is a predicted model, not a curated record. Gene Ontology annotation, biological process: defense response to fungus. The transcript is spliced from 8 exons. Lineage: Eukaryota; Viridiplantae; Streptophyta; Magnoliopsida; Sapindales; Anacardiaceae. The coding region runs from base 158 to 1213 and encodes 351 amino acids.
AAAAGGGCCAAAACGCGAAAUGUGAGCGGAAUGUCGGUGGAUGGUAGGGUUUCAGUUCCCGCCAUUAAAUUCCGGCAAAUCCUCACCGUAGACGACACUCGUUGUCUUUCACUUACUAAAUACUUAUCCUUUCAGUUCGGCUAAACCAGUAGUUCCAAUGGCUUACAUCAAUCACAACCGUGCCAUGGCAGAACUUGGUCGAAUGGAUGAAGACAUAAAGUUUCAAAUUCACUGUAUGGAGAAAGAGGCAUACUGUUAUGUUUUGAGGGCUUUCAUUGCCCAAUCUGAUCUCCUUUCAUGGGGCAAGGAAGGGCUUAUUACUGAAUUGAGAAAGGAACUUAAUGUUACCGAUACGGAACAUGGAGAACUUCUUUUGCAAAUCAACUCUGACAAGUCAAUUAAAAUGAUAAGGGAAUGGCGGAAAGGUGCUCACCAUGCCCAAGAACCACUUUAUGGAAAAGUGGAUGCUUCCAGCUUUCUUCCAGGCUUUGCUCCUGAUUCAGUUGGCAAUACAGUCCCAAAAAGAGUGAAAAAUUCUCAUUCUUCAGUCUCAAAAUCUCAGAAAUAUGUUCCAUAUAGUCUACCUUCUCCAGGAACACAAUCCCGGAAAUAUGUGUCACACAUUCAACCUUCUUCUGUAACUCUUCCUUCUCCAUUGCUGGUGCAAUUCAGGGAUGAUCAACCUAACCAUGAAUCAGCUGUGAUCUCCUCUGGGAAUCCUGAGCAGUCUAUGAAGAUAGUUAAUCAUAAUAAUCAGGCACCAUCUGAUGGCAAACGAAAAGUACUGGGGAAAUUUCAAUCAAAGAAAGGUAUUCAUGCACCUGACGUUAAGAAAAGAUCCCAAGUAAUUGAGAUCCGUGCAACAGAUAAGCUUAUUCACAAGGUGGAGAGGACAAUCUAUGGUACAAAAAACCCUAACCCAGUUCAAAUUGAAGAGGCAAAGUUAACCCUAAGAGAGCAUGAAAGAGCUCUCUUAGAUGCACUUGGUAAACUUGCUGAUGUUUCAGAUGAUGAGCCGCCCUACGAAAUGCAACAUCACUACCACUCCCACAAGGAGCAUCCUGGAAAUGGACAGGGAAUUGAGGCACACUGCAACUUCUAUAGACAGGCAGGUGGGUUUCAUGGCUAUCAUAGUGAGGCUUUUGGUCAGAUGAAAUCUGUCAGAAUGGGAGUCUCUUUCCUCGAUGUGCAAGGUGAUGAAGAUACACCUUGACCUCGCCUUGUGCUUAAAAUGAUGUAGAUAAUAAGACACCGACAUCAGGCAGGAUUCAUCAUUUGGGUUGUUAACAAACUAGUCAUUGAAUGGUGAUUAUAGUAUUUUGCUGUCAUUCUAGGCCUUUUCAUUCAGGGUAUACUUCUCUUCUGUAUGAUAGUGGCUCCUAGGCCUCCAACUUAGUAGCAUGCUGAUAUCAAUUGAACAGCAACCUUGAUGUGUACUUCUUAACCAUUAGGAAUGAAUUAUGUCACUACUAUGGUUAAUGUGUGAAGGGUAAAUGCUAUGAAGAUCACAUUUACUAUAA